Messenger RNA from Pyrus x bretschneideri (Chinese white pear), 783 nucleotides. Its product is annotated as spore wall protein 2-like. NCBI's taxonomy places the organism in Eukaryota, Viridiplantae, Streptophyta, Magnoliopsida, Rosales, Rosaceae. The record is from RefSeq and is a predicted model, not a curated record. The transcript has 3 exons. Bases 1 to 783 code for a protein of 260 amino acids.
AUGAAGAAACACAAGGACGAGGAUGAGGAGGAAGUCAAGGCUGAAGUUACUUCCAGGGAGAUCGACAUUGAAGAAAAUGUAAAGGAAUCUAAGGGGGAAGUAGAGGAGGAGACGCAUAAAGAUGGAGGAAAGGACGAUAAAAAGAAGAAACACAAGGGUGGUGAUGAUGAAAAAGAGAAGAAGAGUGAUGAGGUAAAGGGUGACGAUGAUAAAAAGGAAGGGGAGAAGAAGAAAGACAAGGGCGAUAAAAAGAAUGAUAAAAAGGAAGGCGAGAAGAAGAAAGACAAGGACGAUAAAAAGAAGAAACACAAGGGUGGUGACGGCAAAAAAGAGAAGAGUGAUGAGGUAAAAGGUGACGGCAAUAAAAAAGAAGGGGAGAAGAAGAAAGACAAGGACGAUAAAAAGAAGAAACACAAGGACGAGGAUGAGGAGGAGGUCAAGGCUGAAGUUACUUCCAGGGAGAUUGACACUGAAGAAAAUGUAAAGGAAUCAAAGGGUGAAGUAGAGGAGGAGACGCAGAAAGAUGAAGGAAAGGAGGGUAAAGAGAAGAAAGAUAAAGAGAAAAAGGUGAAGGGGGAGAAGGGGGAGAAGGGCGAGAAGAAAAGGAAAGUCGAUAAAAAGGACAAAGGCAGUGAUGUUGGAACGCUGAAACAGAAGCUAGAGAAGAUCAAUGUCAAAAUAGAAGGCCUACUUGAGAAAAAGUCAGACAUCAUGAGGCAGAUAACAGAAGCCGAAAGUGCAAGCCUCACUGUUGCUGAGAAGCCCACAGAAGCAGCAGCAUAG